AUGGUGGUGUUGUGUGCGGUAGAGUGGAACCCACCGGAUCCUACCCCCCACGCGUGGUUUUCAUGUAGAAAAUCUACGAAUGGUCAUAUAUAUGAUAGGGAAGAUUUCGGUCACCGAUCCUCAUACAAAGUAAAUUAUAUCUUCUCUUCUGGAAACCAGCAACGUCUCCAACUCCAGGCUAUUCGCCACAAGUCAAUCAUUGAUAUUGUACUAUUAAACUCUACUGGACGGGCCCACGAUCUUCUUUCAUAA
Messenger RNA from Morchella sextelata, 252 nucleotides. RefSeq lists its product as uncharacterized. The transcript is spliced from 5 exons. The record is from RefSeq and is a predicted model, not a curated record. The coding region runs from base 1 to 252 and encodes 83 amino acids. NCBI's taxonomy places the organism in Eukaryota, Fungi, Ascomycota, Pezizomycetes, Pezizales, Morchellaceae.